AUGGAGGCGUCGGAUGGCGUCGCCGCUGGCACGGCAGAUGAUGCGAGCUUUCGCCAUGUGCUGGAGGACUUGAGCGAAGAGCUGACCUGCAGCAGAAACCAUCUGACGAAGGCUUUGGAACAGGCUGAGGAGGUCCUCAGUCGUCUGGCUGAGGUGCAAAACGAGCUGGAUGCUCUGAGGAGGAAGAUGCGCGGGACACCGGCCGACUACGCAGAGGCGCGGGCAGCAGACAAGACUCUGUGCGUGGAGAUCGACGAGAGGUCAUCGAACUACACGGAAAGAACACAGAACCUCGCCGACAUGGUGGCAUCCUUUAUGAAGGCGCUGACGGGGCAGCGCGAAUCCAUGAACUUGAAGCUUGAAGAGCUAGCAGAGCACAUCGAUGCAUUGUCGAAGAGCGAUGACCAAUGA
Molecule: messenger RNA, 411 nt
Organism: Symbiodinium sp. CCMP2456
Lineage: Eukaryota; Dinophyceae; Suessiales; Symbiodiniaceae
Source: the annotation of a GenBank genome assembly